Glarea lozoyensis ATCC 20868 is the source of this 903-nucleotide messenger RNA. Its product is annotated as P-loop containing nucleoside triphosphate hydrolase. Gene Ontology annotation, molecular function: ATP binding; UMP kinase activity. NCBI's taxonomy places the organism in Eukaryota, Fungi, Ascomycota, Leotiomycetes, Helotiales, Helotiaceae. The coding region runs from base 1 to 903 and encodes 300 amino acids. The record is from RefSeq and is a predicted model, not a curated record. Gene Ontology annotation, cellular component: nucleus; cytoplasm. Gene Ontology annotation, biological process: 'de novo' pyrimidine nucleobase biosynthetic process; UDP biosynthetic process; CDP biosynthetic process. The transcript has 2 exons.
AUGGCGAGUCAACUCCCUCGAAUAUUCUCUCGGCGUUUCUGCCAGCCAUUGGCCCCUUUAUUAAAACCUGCCUCUCCAAUACUCCGAAAUCUACGAACGAAACCAGCCGGCAGACGUACCUAUGCAACGGGGGAGAGUGGACCAACCCCAAGACCAGGACAGAGCCCAUUUAAAGUAUGGCCGUUCAUCGCAAUCACGUUGGCAGGAUCGGGUGCCUAUAUUCUGAUGGUUCGGAGUCGAGCAGACAUGGCGCCCACAACAGAUCUUCUGAAAGCCCCUAAGAAGGACACGCCUGUAUUCUCACCCGAAAAUGUAACUGUACUCUUCGUGCUCGGCGGGCCAGGCGCAGGAAAGGGAACCCAAUGCGCCAACCUCGUUCGCGAUUACGGCUUCACUCACUUAUCAGCUGGCGACCUCCUGCGUGCAGAGCAGGAGCGCGAAGGCUCGGAGUUCGGUGAAAUGAUCAAGGAAUAUAUCCGCGAUGGCAAGAUCGUACCUAUGGAAGUCACCGUCCAGUUGCUUGAGAACGCCAUGACUGCGCAGGUUGAGAAGGAUAAGAGUGGGAAGGGGAAAUUCUUGAUUGAUGGGUUCCCAAGGAAGAUGGACCAGGCGAUCAAGUUUGAAGAGACUGUUUGCCCGUCCAAAUUUGUGCUCUUCUUCGAUUGCACAGAGGAGGAAAUGCAAAAGAGAUUGUUGGAGAGAGGCAAGACUAGCGGGCGUGCCGAUGACAAUGCUGAAAGCAUCAUGAAAAGGUUCAAGACGUUCGUAGAGACGAGCAUGCCGGUUGUAGACUACUUCGAGAAACAAGGCCGGGUGGUAAAGGUGAUCGCAACACAGACGCCGGAGGCCGUGUACAAAGAGACGAGAGGGAAACUAGAGCAGCGGUUGGGAAAGGAGUUUUAG